AUUUCUCCAGUGUGUCUGACCGCGCAAGGGUUUCUGCUGCGGCGCUCCCGGUCCGAGGCUUGAAUGCGGUUGAUGCUGCUCUGCUGCACCUGGAAGGACGAACGCAUGGGAGAGGAGGAAGCCGGCGGCAGGUUGCCGGAGUGUGCGGGCUGCAGACAGCGCAUCUGUGAUGAGCAGUACCUACAGGCCCUGGACACGGACUGGCACACGCUGUGCUUCAGGUGCUGUGAGUGCGGCGCGUCUCUCUCACACUGGUACUAUGAGAAGGACGGACGUCUCUUCUGUAAGAAGGACUACUGGGCUAAAUUUGGAGAGCUGUGUCAUGGCUGUUCAGAGCCCAUCACCACCGGACUCAUCAUGGUCGCCGGAGAACAGAAGUAUCACCCAGAAUGCUUCACCUGUCUGAGCUGCCGAGGGUUCAUCGGUGAUGGAGACACGUAUGCUCUGGUGGAGCGAUCCAAACUCUACUGUGGACACUGUUAUUAUCAGACGAUCGUGACUCCCGUCACUCUACCCGACUCGCCGUGCUCCAGGAUUCCUCACACGGUCACGCUAGUGUCUAUUCCCGCCUCCACCGAUGGGAAACGAGGCUUAUCCGUGUCCAUCGAUCAGGGCUCCAGUCCCAACGGCUUCAGCCCCGAACACACACACACCAUCAGAGUCUCCGAGGUGGACCCAGAGUGCAUCAGUCCAGACGUCAAGAGCUCCAUUCAUGUUGGCGACCGGAUCCUGGAGAUCAAUGGAACCCCAAUCCAGAACGUUCCUCUGGACGAGAUCGAUCUGCUGAUCCAGGAGACCAGUCGUCUGCUGCAGCUGACCAUUGAACAUGACCCUCAUGACCACAGCCCCUCGGUGGACCAGGUGGAUGGGCCGACACCCCCGUCUGAGGGGCCCAGUCCCAUCACGCCCAUCACACGGCCCCCCAGCCAGGACAUUAACACCCUGCGCUCGCGGAUCAUCACGCGCAGCUACAGUAUCGAUAAAUCUCCGUGCUCCAGUAACACGCCGUCUCCACUGUCUCUGAGGAAAGACAUCGGCCGCUCCGAGUCGCUGCGUGUCGUGUCCAGCCGCACACACCGAAUAUUCAGAGCCUCCGACCUGAUCCACGGAGAGGUUCUGGGUACAGGCUGCUUCGGACAGGCCAUAAAGGUGACUCACAGAGAGACGGGAGAGGUGAUGGUGAUGAAGGAACUCAUUCGAUUCGAUGAGGAAACACAGAGGACCUUCCUGAAAGAGGUGAAGGUCAUGAGAUGUUUGGAUCAUCCGAACGUGCUGAAGUUCAUCGGCGUCCUCUACAAAGACAAACGGCUCAACUUCAUCGCUGAGUACAUCAGAGGAGGAACGCUGAGAGACAUCAUCAAGAAUAUGGACAGUGAUUAUCCAUGGAAACAGAGAGUGAGUUUUGCCAAGGACAUUUCCUCUGGGAUGACGUACCUGCACUCCAUGAACAUCAUCCAUCGAGAUCUCAACUCACACAACUGCCUGGUCAGAGAGAAUAACAGUGUUGUUGUGGCGGAUUUCGGACUGUCUCGACUCAUGGUGGAGGACAAGAAUCAGGACAAGCUGACGUCAGGACAGAUCCCGGGCGCGAGGAAACCCGACAGGAGGAAGAGAUACACCGUGGUGGGAAACCCGUACUGGAUGGCUCCCGAAAUGAUUCACGGGAAGAGCUACGAUGAGAAGGUGGACAUCUUCUCGUUCGGCAUCAUGCUGUGUGAGAUUAUAGGCCGAGUCAACGCCGAUCCCGACUUCUUGCCCCGUGCCAUGGAUUUCGGGCUGAACGUGAAAGAGUUUUUGGAGGAUCACUGCCCGCCUGACUGCCCGACCGCUUUCUUCCCCAUGGCGGCGCUCUGCUGCGAUCUGGACGCUGACAAACGGCCUGCGUUUGCUAAGCUGGAGUCGUGGCUGGAGAACCUGAAGAUGCACAUGGAGAUGGGGCUUCAUCUGGUGUCCGAGCUGGAAGUCAUUCAUCAAGCCUUCUGGCAGAAACACUCAAGCGGCAAGAACGGGCUUCACACGCACCCAGAGCAGCCUGAGUGAGAGCCGAUCGCUGCAGAUCCACCACAGGACAUCUGCGGCUGAACACACCAUGCUUCUGCAAAUCCAAGCAACCCACGCUGCCUCCUCACAACAUAACACAUCUGGAAAGAUGUUUGAGCUCGAGUCUGACGCACAGCAUCAGCUCACACACUCAUGCAUGUCUGGUGUGGCUUACAGUGUGGUGUUCUUCAUACGGUCCUGAUGGUGCGUUCACGUCUCGUCCACACGACCUCUGUGAUGAAGCUCUGACUGUGCUGCUCCGGUUGAUCUGGUGAUGAGAUAUGAACGCACCAGAACACACGAGACACAUCGCACAUCAUCAGUGUCCUCGUGUUCCUUAGGUACGCCAAGCAUCAGUGUCUCAGCACUAAUAGUCCGCAGUGUAAACAGAGUUACAGUACACAUUGUAAAUGUUUGACAUAUUGUAUAUGUGCAGGCAUUGUUUUGUAUAGUGAUUGCGCAUUGGCGUACUUUCAUCUGGAUGUUUGCUGAAAUGCAAGUCCAGUCCUCACGAGAAGAUAAGGAACAUGAUGAACUCUAGAGAGGCUUCCCGUCCGAGUCCAACACGUAAAGCAUCAUGCACGUCAACUUAACUUAAUGCUAUCUUCUUACACCCAAAUCCAAAAUAUAUGUAUAUAUGUGUGUUUUGCAGAAAACAAUGAAGCCUAUUUUUUUUAAUAAUGAUUUAUUAUUUAAAUUGUAAAGUAAAUAUGCAUCACGUUAGUAUUUGUUGUAAUGAAUGUAUUUUAUGGUGAUUUAAAAGAAAAUCAAAGAUCUUCACAGGCUUCAUGUUCUUGUGCAAAAUCGAGUUUCUAAUCUCUUUCUUUAGAUUCCGGGGUGAAUGAUGUUGUGGACUUGUCUUUAACUCGUGCUUCAAACGGUGAUGAGUGGACAGGAUUUCCUGUCUUGUGUGGUGAUCUCGGUACUGUUGCACAUGCUGAUGUCUGAUCUGCAGGAGUUCGUUCCCAGCCUGUGUUUGAAAGGCUUAGCCUGAUUUAGACCCUCAUGUGGGACGGUGUGUGUGUGUGUGUGUGUGUGUGUGUGUGUGUGUGACUCCCCAUGGGAGCCUCAGCUUUACACAACACUGCUGGUGUAAAUAUCUGACAGAACCGCUUCUCUUGAUGUUUCUCGUGCCGUUGCACUGCAUGUGUCACUGUCACGUCCUCCACUACUGAUCCAGCUGUUCUCGUAAAGAUCAACAGAUGUUAUUGUGAAAACACGAAAGAGGGUCACCAGGAAAGCACGUGUACAGAUGGAAAAAAAGUAAAAACACAGCCUCUUCUCUCUUUUUGAAUAGAACCACUAUUUUCUCUUUUAUAAAAUGUUGAAAGGAUUUGAUUUGCACUAUGUGUGAAAGCGGCUGCCGCUCGAGCCUUUGGUUUCUUUGGGUUAUUUGAGCCGUUUAGUUAUUGUAUGAAUGCACGUCACUGACGGAGCCUUUGGUGAGGUUUGUCCGCUGACGCCGCGGCUCCUGAGCAGCAGAUGUGUCACGGACAGAAAAAACAUGAGGUCUGAUCCCAGUGCUGUUAUACAGUUAGCAUCACCUGCAGUUAAAUGACUGUUCACACUAUCAGUACCAGUUUGACAGUUUCUAAAUAGAUAUUUGGCUGUUGUUUGAUAUGAAUCCGUAUGCUGCACAGUCUAGCUGAUGUCAACCAGACAGAAAAGCUGUUACUGUGUUUUCAUACAGACAAACAUUGUUGUCAAGUCCGGUUAAGCUUGGUUUAUGAAGACAAUAAAUAGGCUUAAUUUUCAUUUCAUGUUGACUUGAAGCCCUGUUGAUCAUAUCAGAUAUCAAUAAUAUCAUUAUUUCCAUUAACAUAAAGCCAUAUUACUAUGAAAGCCAUUUUAGAGAACUGAUUAUGAGUCCAUAGUUCCUGUAACCAAAAACUACCAGAAAUGUCCUGUGAAGCAGUGCUGUAUAAAGCAGCUGUCAUUCCUUUGCUGGCCUACACACACACACACACACACACACACACACACACACACACACACACACACACACACACACACACUCACACACACACACACUCACACACACACAGCACUUAAACAUUGUAGUCUAGCUCGAGAUGCUCAUGGAAGUCAAACUCAGGGUCCUGCUGCUGUUGAAGAAGGUCACGUCAUGUCAUCGUUCAUAUCUGUCAAACUCAUACACAUCAGUGAGAAAGUGCUGAGGAAGCCAGAGCUUGAUCUGGUGACAGAAUGCUGCACCUUUUUCUUCUGGAAGCAAUGGUUUUACCUCCACAUUGCUGUGCCUUUGUUUUACGCUAGCCUUGCCAACGAGUUUGUGUGGCCAUCGCUUACCUGUUUCACUGAGGUUUCCUUUUGUUCUCUAGAUAUUAUAUUCUCCACGUUUCCAUUGUUCAGUUUGAUAUUUUAGGUUUGCUGUUUUUACUGAAGCUGUGAAAUGACUGCACUUUAAAUGCACUGUCCGUGAAUGGAGGCGACUGUAAUUCAGGACAGAAUAAAGUGGU
Messenger RNA from Sinocyclocheilus anshuiensis, 4517 nucleotides. RefSeq names its product LIM domain kinase 1-like. Gene Ontology annotation, biological process: protein phosphorylation; actin cytoskeleton organization; positive regulation of stress fiber assembly. The transcript is spliced from 16 exons. Gene Ontology annotation, molecular function: ATP binding; protein binding; protein serine/threonine kinase activity. NCBI's taxonomy places the organism in Eukaryota, Metazoa, Chordata, Actinopteri, Cypriniformes, Cyprinidae. The record is from RefSeq and is a predicted model, not a curated record. Gene Ontology annotation, cellular component: neuron projection; cytoplasm; nucleus. The coding region runs from base 64 to 2040 and encodes 658 amino acids.